AUGCAAAUUGAAAAAAACGUUUUAACCCAGUUGAAGAAGAAGAAAGUUGAUUCAAGUUCACUUUCAACUAAACUUUUACUUUCUUUCUUAGUUUAUUUAAAACCGAAGAAAGAUUUGGAUCUUAAUAAAAAAAAAAAGUUGAAAUUAAAGAGAAAAAUGAGUUCGGAAAACAGGGGAGAAAUUUUAUUUGAAAGAUUUGAAUUUCGUGGUACGAGAAUCGCACCACCCACGACACUUAUGAUCGGUACCGCUUUGUUAACACAACUGAUAGUGUUAUCAGGGGUUGCCAUAAUAAUGGGAGUUGCUGUUGUCACAAUGUGUGCUUUCGUAUUUGAACUUUUUCUUUUAACAGCGGUUGCAACAAUUUUAGAACGUGGUGUCGUUGAUGUUGAAGAUUUUGGUACUUUAAUGGAAUUAUCAGCAACCGUUUUGAUAACGGUUAUCACUUUAACAUUAGCAGUUUUGGGAGGUAGUGGGGAUUCUACUAAAAAUUCUGAUAUUUUUAAAGGACUACCAUUGGCCGCAUUAAAAUUUAGUUAA
Messenger RNA from Pediculus humanus corporis (human body louse), 540 nucleotides. RefSeq lists its product as uncharacterized. The coding region runs from base 1 to 540 and encodes 179 amino acids. The record is from RefSeq and is a predicted model, not a curated record. The transcript has 2 exons. Lineage: Eukaryota; Metazoa; Arthropoda; Insecta; Psocodea; Pediculidae.